AUGUGUUCAGAUAUGAUAGUUGAUUUCAUGUUUUGGUUUGUGUACUCUGUUGUGGACAUUUCAAAGAAAUCUCCCCCGUAUCGGAAUCUCAGGUAUACUGCAGAAAACCUUGUUUUUCUCAGUUACCUUUCUUUUUUAAGUACAAGGGGAAACGCCAAAUCUAAACGCAUAUUCGUGUUAGUAUGGGUUGUUUUAACCGUUUUAUUUCAGAUCUCUAUGGUCUUUUUUUUUGCAGAUGGGUCGCCUUCCUUCUCUCCGCUUUUUUUCCCUUUAAAUUUCCCUUGUAAGCAUUACAUUGAAUGA
This is a messenger RNA of Trypanosoma theileri, 303 nucleotides long. RefSeq lists its product as uncharacterized. Bases 1 to 303 code for a protein of 100 amino acids. Lineage: Eukaryota; Euglenozoa; Kinetoplastea; Trypanosomatida; Trypanosomatidae. The transcript has a single exon. The record is from RefSeq and is a predicted model, not a curated record.